CCCUAGCUGGCACUGAAUUGCAGCUGCACUGGCUGUGCAUGAUAUGGCCGCUGUCAAUGAAGGCAGCUGUAUGCAGAGCACUGCUGGGCUGUCGGCUGCAGCUACCAAAGGGCACAAUGCAGUAUUUUGGUGAUAUCUGAAGAUGCAGACAGAUGUUGGGAAGACAAAGUGACCACACUGAGCAAAGCGCAAGAACAAAGGCAAAGCUGACAGGAGACCAACACCUUCUGAAGUUUUAUGCAUGCUGCGUUUUCUCUUCUUGCUGCAACAAGUAAAGCCUUUGUUUUCCAACCUGGCAGCCUUUGAAGAAGUGACUCAGACAUCUUCAUGGCCUCUAAAGAUGUCCAGAACCAAAGAAGAGGUCUGCCUCGUUUUCUUCCUGGAGCUCCAGACCUGGACCAAAGCCUUCCUGCUUCAUCUUCCAAUUCAGCAGCCCAAGCAUGGCAGCCGAGUCUCCCUCUGCCAAACAGUUUCCUGCCAACAGGCAGUCUCCCUCCUGGUCUAGAAUAUUUAAGCCAGUUAGACCUGAUUAUUAUACACCAGCAGGUGGAGCUGCUUGGAAUGAUACUUGGUACCGAGACCUCCAACAAAUAUGAGAUUAAAAACAACUUAGGACAAAGAAUUUACUUCGCAGUGGAGGAAAGCAUCUGCUUCAAUCGUACUUUCUGUUCCACUCUGCGAUCUUGCACCCUGAGGAUCACAGAUAACUCAGGUCGAGAGGUCAUUACAGUGAACAGGCCCUUGAGAUGCAACAGCUGCUGGUGCCCUUGCUACCUACAAGAGUUAGAAAUCCAAGCCCCUCCUGGUACAAUAGUUGGUUAUGUUGCACAGAAGUGGGACCCCUUUCUGCCUAAAUUCACAAUCCAAAAUGCAAACAAAGAAGAUAUUUUGAAAAUUGUUGGUCCUUGUGCAACAUGUGGCUGUUUUGGCGAUGUGGAUUUUGAGGUGAAAACUGUUAAUGAAAAGCUUACAAUUGGGAAGAUUUCAAAGUACUGGUCAGGAUUUGUAAAUAAUGUCUUCACAAAUGCUGACAAUUUUGGAAUUCAUGUUCCUGCAGAUCUAGAUGUAAGAGUCAAAGCAGCAAUGAUUGGUGCCUGUUUUCUCUUUGAUUUUAUGUUCUUUGAACAUUCACUGGCUGGAUUAUAACAAGCAAGAUAAUGAAAGCAAUAAAAUAUGCAGAACAUAUUUCAAAAUCCCUUGGGCUCUGGAUUUCAUUUCUGAGUGGUUUGUUUGCGUUUUUGUAAAAAAAAAAAAAAAAAAAAAAGUUAAUUAUUAUAUUUAUUAAAACACAAUUUAAUGAGGCAAUUAUAUAGUUGUGAAUGCAUGAUAGCUAAAUACAUGAUUACUGGCCUGACCACAAGGUUGCUUUGAGAGAUUACCAUUCUUUCUUUUUAUCCUUUUGAAGUUAUUGCAAUGGUAAGCAUGAAAGACGAGAACUAAGGCUUGCAGCAUCACAGAUGAAAAUUCAAUGUUUAGAGAACACUUUGAAGUUUUCCUGGUACUAAGGCUGGUUACUAAUCAAAAGGACUGAGUCUUUAAAACAUUUUUUGAAAAGUAGUCUCUUUAUACUUUGUUUACUAAUUAUCUUAUUGUAGUGAGAUAUUGUUACUUUACAAUGGAAAAGUUAAAAGUUGGGUAAAUAAUAUAUCUAAAGAUGAAGAGGGAGAUAGAUGGCCUCAAUUCAUUCUAGUGGUAAGAGGCACAGUUACAUUCCAUAAAGAAACUAAUAUUUACAAACCAAGGCAUGCUGUAAAUACCUACUCACACCAGAGAUUUAAAUAAGCAUAUAAAUAGACCUCUAAAUCCUACAGUGUUGUCUAGCAUGAAUUUUGUCUAUUUGCAAUGAAAGUGCAAUCAAUUAAGGGAUCUAAGGCUCUGAAAAACAGACAACUCAAGGACUUAAAAACAAGCAUAGGAAACCAAAUAAAUAAAACCUUAAUCCAUAAGGCAAAUGCAGAAGUAAAAGAGUACAGUACAUUUAAUCAAAUUAAUAUCUUCCACUUCAACAUUUUUGGAGCUUUCCUGAUUACUAUUCACUAGUUAUCAACAUGUCUCCAAAGCCUACACAAGAGGAAAAUUUGUUAUAAAUGACAAUAAUUAUUCUCUCCUUUUUCCAAAUAGAGCAAGUUUCUUUUAAGCAAGGUACAAUGUAGCCAUGUAGGCUCUAUUUUUAACUUACACAAAUACUAUACAUUUUUAUGCACAUAUAAGUGUGUUCCAAGAAACUCCAGGCAAUUCCCCAGUUAGAAAAAAGAAUGUAUGCUGAACAUCUGUUACUAAAUUAGUCAAGUUAGUCAUUUGAUAGAUGACCAUCUCCUAGAAAUACCAUUAUGGGUGGUAGUUAAGUUCCCAAAAGAACCCACAACUAUCAAUUUAGUUCUAGGUUCGGGGGUAAGGGCUUUAUGUUGUAUAAGAUAAAAAUGAAGCUUCUUUCCCCCAAAUUCUGGUUCAGUAUUCUUCAGAUUCUUUGUUCUUAUUUAUACCCUAACCUUUUCUGACAACCCCUUCCUAUGGCAUGCAGAAACUGUACAUUGCCUCAAUCGACCAUAAUAUAUCUUGUACUUGAGGCAGAGUAGUUUAAGUAACAACUACCAAACUGUAACUGUAUUUCAAAAUCACAUGCAACUUUUCUCCCAGUGAUACCAUUUAUUUUUUCAGUGAAGCUGGUAUCACCUUCAUGCUGGAAGCAAUGCAAUCAUAGAAGGGAAUGAAGGUCUUGGGUACAGUAGACAUAAACGGGAGUCUAGCUUUCCUGUUUGCCAGUGCUGCAAACUUAAACUGUGAUCUUUGGAGAUCUCCUCGAGAUUCCUGUGUUACCUUGAAGAACUGUGGUGAUGGUGAAGGAGAGCUCAGCAUUCCUUCCCUUUCCUCUUAAUCGAUUGCAAUUAAAGUAUAUGGGAUUUAUCAUUUUCAGAGUCAGCUAAAGGAAAUUAUACUUUUAAAGCUGAUGCUUAUUAACUAAUAAAAUGGAGGACAAAUAACAUGCCAGGCACCAUGCAUUAUAUAAAUUUCUGGUGGGGCAACCAAAUGAAAUGAUAACAAAGGAAAAUCAAUCAGUAUCAGGAAGACUGCCUGGGAAACUGUCUUCCCUGCUUCCCACCCAGCACCCCUGGUUCAUGUCCCAAAUUUUCUUCCUAAAGAAAAUCCUUUCCUAUCUUUUCUUGUCCUUUACUUUUGGUUUCUAAAAUGUAAGAUUUUUAUAACGGAUGUCGCAAGAGCAGCAGCUGAGAUUUUCUCCAUUGGGCAAGAAUCGGGAAAAGAAAAUACCAUCUGUAAGUACUGCAUUUUACCAUGAUAAACUGCUUUGGAGGCUUUUUUAAAAAAUAUUAAAUGAACCCUAAAACUAUUGGAAAGAGCUAUUCAACAUUAGACCUAAGGGAGACUCAUUACAAAUUAAAAUCCUUCUUAGAAUAUAUCACUCAUUUUAAAGUUGGCUGCAUUUAAAUAAAAACCUGAUGUAGUGCUUAGCUCCUGAGUUGGCAUAGUACAAUAAACUGAGAUCCAUCUGUCUCUCCUUUCUUGUUAAAGGUAAAAUUGAUCUUCUUAUCUCUUCUAUGCUACUUUUCCCUUUUCCACCAAACAUAAAUCCAUGAGACACUAGCAAGACCUUAUGAGUUUUAGUGAAAAGCAUGAAGUUCUAGAACAGGACUGAUACUUGUACAACACUGUUUCCUGGUUCACUAUUGUUCCUUAUCCCCAGGACCAUCCCAGAACACAGGCUCCAACUCUGUUUACUCUCAAAUGUACAGGGAAAACUUGACCAGAUUCAUACACCUCCCAUUCAUUCAUUCAUUUAGAUAAAAAUGUAUUGAACUCUUCCUACAUGCCAAAUAUAUAGACCCUUCUCUUAUAGUGCUAACAGUUUAGUUGAUGAGAUAGCUUCCAAUCCAAUAAUGACAAGACCACAUAUAACAUUUCAGAUACAAGAAGGGUUUAAAGGAGAUGGACAAGAUGCUAACGUAUGGCAAUUUGAGUUGGUCAUAGAAGGAGUGAAUGAUGCUGGAUUCAAUUAUUAUUCAAAUCAGCCUCCCUGAAAAUUUGAAGGCUAUGGUUUUCAAAAAUUGUUUGACAAGCAGGGGGCUAGAGGAUGGUACUGCUGAUUGGUUGGGGAUACAAACAUAGGGGUGUGGAAAAUGGUCUUUCAUGCACUGAGUCUACUUCUAGGUGGAAGCCACAGAGGAGUUACUGGUCUGGGCAGGACCAUUUGGUUAUUUAAAAUGCAAAAUCCUAAAAAGACAUCUCAAAAAGCCAAUCUUAGUUUAUACAAUAGUAAUGGUAUUCACAGGAGUAAUUGGGGAAGUUGCAAAUCUUGUGACUUGCAGUAUAAUGGCUGGUCAUCAUUUAGUUACACCCACAUCUUAGCAGAAUUCAGGCCCCUCUCAUCCUUCUAACCUGGUGGGCUUUCAUUAGAUUCAUAGAGGCACUUUUGUUCUGGGAAGGGCUAUUCUCUUUUAAACUACAAACUAAUUUUUCCCAAAGUUCUUUGUCUCACAGCCAGUCAAGGAAAUCAAGAAUGUGACCUGCCAAGGGUGAAGUUAAAGCAGCAGUUUAAUAAGCAAAGGACAGAGAGAAACCUCUCUGCCAUAGAGAGGUGUCCCCAAAAAGGGUUGCCAUUUUACAGUUGAAUACAAAUGCUUAUAUAAGAAACCAAUGAGGGCUGUGUAUCUAGUUUGCAUAAGGUACAAAUUUCUGGUAGCUCAACCCUGUCUUCAUAGUGGGCCUGCAGGCCCUUACGUUGAGUUACUCCAUAUUGCUUUGUUCCCCUUACUGAACAUGUGUCAGGGGGCAGAAUUUUCCAUUGCAGACAUGUCUUGGCAAGUCUCCUGUGUGGCCUGCCUUAUCUAUUCAGCUGUGGCCAUGUCUUAGGCAAGCCCUCCUGUGCAAGUUAUUUUUAUUUAUACCUAUAAGCUGUUCUUUUGAUUGAAAGAAACCACCUGAGGACCCACCCUAACUGACUGCCUGACCAGUUGCUUCCUACCUACUCUUUCAAUGUAAGGGAGAAAGGAUUUCUGGCCUAUGCCAUUUACUGACAGAGGAAAUAUUUAUUAAAAGAGGAUCUCAUUUGGGGGAAAGAGCAUGGGUUCAGUUUUAGUCAUUGAAAUUGAAUGCCUUUAUGUCUUUCAAAAAGAGAUGUCAAAAAGGCUAGUGGGCAUCUUUUCAUCUAGAAUAUUUCUAAAAUGAGAAGUGAGUUUAUGAGAACUAUAUAGAUCCAUUAAGAUCUGAAUUAUUUCCAGUUUACUUCAAGGAUGUCCCUUAAAAUGUUUUAAAUCAUACAUGGAAAAUUAAUCAUUCAUUCAUUUUUAUUUAUUUAAUAACUGACCAAUAAAAAAGUAAUAUUUAUCAUGUAUACCAUAAUGUAUUGAAAAAUAUCUAUACAUUGUAGAAUGGUUAAAUUGAGGUAAUUAAUAUAUGCAUUGUCUCACCACUUUUUUGGUGGUGAGAACACUUAAAUCUACUCUCUUAGCAAUUUUCAGGAAUACAGUAGAUCUCUUGAACUUUUUCUUAUUCAUUCACUCAUUUAGCUAAUGUUUUUGAAACCACUUCUAUGUACUAGUCUCCAUAUUAGGCACUGGGGAUAUUAUACUCAGUUGUAUAUUGUCCCUGCUUUAAACACUCUUCAAUAAAUAUUUGUGGAAGGCAUAUACUACACUAGACAUCAAUGUCAGCAUUAGGUUAUGGCAGUAAACAAAAGCAACAAUACGCCUGCUUUUGUGGAGCUUACAUAGAAUAGAGUUGGUGAUAAACCAACAGAUAACAACAUGAUAAGGUUACCAUAGGUAAUCACAAAUAUUGAAAAGGGGUCUACCACUCAAUAUCUAAAACAAGCUGAACUUACUAUUUGUUCAGGCAAGGGAGAAUUGGUUUUGCAAGACACGAUUUAUAAGAAAAGAAGGUAGAUUAUAUAGGGUUUGGGGUAAGUGUGGAGUUUAAAUGCUGGAGUAUUAACUGUAGCUCGGUAAAUAUGUCUAGUAUAAUAAUAUUUGCUGAUUUGAUGACCCUCAGGAAUCUGUUCACUGGACUAAAGCUAUUGCUGAUUUUCUGAUUUUCAGAAAUUAUGUGAAGGACAUGUUUCUGGUUGUCUUUCAGAAGUGUGUGUACUCUUGUAUUCAAUCAUUGGUUGAUUAAACAGGUUUAAUACUAAUUUUGAUUGUUACUCCUUUGAUUGGUAAUGCAAAGAGUGAACAAACAAUUCUUUCCUAGGAGGAUGAGAAUUUUAUAUGCUCAAA
Callithrix jacchus (white-tufted-ear marmoset) is the source of this 6227-nucleotide messenger RNA. The record is from RefSeq and is a predicted model, not a curated record. NCBI's taxonomy places the organism in Eukaryota, Metazoa, Chordata, Mammalia, Primates, Cebidae.